Arachis ipaensis is the source of this 1093-nucleotide messenger RNA. Its product is annotated as protein DOG1-like 4. The record is from RefSeq and is a predicted model, not a curated record. Gene Ontology annotation, biological process: DNA-templated transcription. Gene Ontology annotation, molecular function: sequence-specific DNA binding. Lineage: Eukaryota; Viridiplantae; Streptophyta; Magnoliopsida; Fabales; Fabaceae.
CGUAAGCCAUGCACUCUCUAUUUGAUACUCUUACUGUCACGGUGUCUCUUCCUUUUCUUUACAUCUGUUUUUUCCCUUCUUCUUUAAGAGCAUACGUGUUCACGCUUCACAAUUCCCUUUAUUUCUUCACAAUUACUCUGUUACUGCUGUAUCAUCAUGAAUAAUCCCACGGUAGUUGAUCGGUUCUCUGGGUUCUACGAUAACUGGAUUUUGAAGCUCGAAGAGAUCCUCCACCAGCUUCUCCACGUUUCCAACAACCACCACCUUUUCACCGAACAGGACCUUCAAUCUCUGAUUUCUAAAGUUACCACACACUUCAAGGAGUACUACACCGUGAAAUGGAGUCUGGCACGCGAGGACGUUGUUGUCUUUUUUUCGCAGCCUUGGUUGACCCCUCUCGAAAUUGCAUACCUCUGGAUCACGGGUUGGAAGCCUUCCACCGUCUUCAAGGUGCUGGAGUCUCUCAAAAAAGAUAACUUAUUUGGGAUGACAGAAGAGCAACAGAGGAAGAUAGGAGAGUUAAGGAUGAGGAUGAAGAUGGAGGAGGAAAAGGUUGAGAGAGAGAUGGAGAGGCAGCAGGUUGCCAUGGCGAAUAGCAAAAUCGUGGAGCUGGCCAAGCUCUCCGGAAGAGCCACGUGGAAGAAACAUAAUAAUGGAAAAGAUCAUGAUGAGAUGGUGCAGUUGGCGAUGAAGGAUGUGUUUGGGGGAUUGGAGAGAAUAAUGAAAACUUCUGAUUGUGCGAGGUUGAAGACCCUGAAAGGAAUUUUGGACGUUCUUCGGUCAAUACAGUGUGUUCACUUCUUAGUUGCUAAUAUUACUAUACAACUUCGCAUCAGGCAAUGGGGUAACAAUUGUCACCCCAUUUAUCAUUCUCUGGCAGAAUCCAUUCAGUCAUCCAAUUGCAAAAUUUGAAUUAUAAUUAAGUAGUAAUAGCUAAUAGUAUAUAUUAAUUGCAAAAUUUGAAUUAUAAUUAAGUAGUAAUAGCUAAUAGUAUAUAUUAUGAUUGGCUAAUUAGGUGUUAGUUACUAUUAUCUAAGUUCUUUUUAUAUUUUAUUCUGAGGUACUAAUUAAUUAUAUUUUAUUUUUUUUCAAA